Coniophora puteana RWD-64-598 SS2 is the source of this 1317-nucleotide messenger RNA. Its product is annotated as oxidoreductase. Lineage: Eukaryota; Fungi; Basidiomycota; Agaricomycetes; Boletales; Coniophoraceae. The coding region runs from base 1 to 1317 and encodes 438 amino acids. Gene Ontology annotation, molecular function: FMN binding; oxidoreductase activity. The transcript is spliced from 7 exons. The record is from RefSeq and is a predicted model, not a curated record.
AUGACAACGAUCGCCCCUACGCCUAGCAGGUGGGUGACAUGGAUGCGCGAUCUGUUUAACUCGGGCAAGCCACCUCCGCUCGGGACGCUGGACCUAGACGAGAUCGAGGAAAGGGCGAAGAAGGUUCUCACAGAGGCCAGCAGUCCCUGGGCGUACUGGAGCGUGAAGACCGGUGCUGGUCUCGAAUGGACACAAGAGGACAAUCACGCAGCGUUCAGAAAAUGGAAGCUGAUUCCGAGGGCCCUAGUAAACGCCGGGGUGCGCAAUCUCGAGACUGAGUUAUUUGGAAUCAAAUACCCCUCGCCAGUGCUUGUCGCGCCUGUGGGCAAUCAAGGAAUGGUCCAUCCGGAGGCAGAGCUUGCCACUGCACGCGCCGCGGCCAAAGUCGGUGUUCCUCUCGUAUUGAGUAACGGGUCCACCAGAUCACUUGAGGACAUCGCAGCGGCCAAUGGGCCUGGCGGGCGACGCUGGUUCCAGCUGUACUGGCCACGCACGGAAGAGAUCUCGAUCUCGAUCCUCUCUCGCGCAAAGGCAAACGGGUUCUCCGUGCUCGUGAUCACCGUCGACACGAUGAUGCGUGGUUGGCGCCCGUACGACAAUGGGACGCCCUAUCUGCCUGCUGCGCACGGCUUCGGCGUCUCUACAUUGCUUGCCGAUCCCGUAUUCAUGGCGCGGCAUGGGCUCGAGCCCCGGCACGAGCAGCCUGCCUGGCCGUUUGUGCAGGACGACCUCAGAGCGGCGGCGGCGGCAGGCGAUGCGAAGGCACAAGAAGCGAUCAGGUUCGGUGCAGAGUGGGGGAAGGAAAUGUUCUGUGGUGCAUUUAGGACGUGGGAGGAUCUCGAGGUCAUCAAGAAGCUUUGGGAUGGACCGGUCGUUCUGAAAGGAAUAUUGGCUGUCGAUGAUGCAGAGAAGGCAAUCGACAUCGGUGUAGAUGGGAUUGUUGUGUCCAACCACGGUGGUCGUCAAGUCGAUGGCGCGAUCCCUGCAUUGGAUGCGCUUGCCACAAUAAUGGCGUCCAAGAAGGUUCUGACAGCACAGCGAACAGGCAAGAUGGCAAUUUUGUUCGACUCAGGGAUCCGAACAGGAAGCGAUAUCAUCAAGGCUUUAGCGUUGGAAUGCAAGGUGCUAAACCCGUCCCUUCCGCUCGGGCAAGUCGGGAGACCCUUUAUGUAUGGGCUGGCAAUUGCUGGUGAUGUGGGUGUGGAGCAGAUUCUCAUGCAGACGCUGUGCGACCUGGACAUAACACUUGGUCUUUGUGGACUUUCUGAUGUAAAGGACCUCGUGGGGCAACACGAAAAGGUCCUUAUCAAGUCCUGA